UUAGCCAUCGGGAUUGGGAUUCAGAAUUUCCCGGAGGGCCUGGCCGUCAGCCUGCCUUUGCGCGGCGCUGGAUUUUCAACAUGGAAAGCGUUCUGGUACGGGCAGCUGAGCGGCAUGGUGGAGCCCUUAGCUGGCAUCUUCGGUGCCUUCGCCGUGGUGGUGGCAGAGCCUCUCCUCCCCUACGCCUUGGGCUUUGCGGCCGGAGCAAUGGUCUACGUGGUGAUGGACGAUAUCAUCCCCGAGGCGCAGACCAGUGGCAACGGGAAGCUGGCGUCCUGGACCUCGAUACUGGGCUUUGUGGUGAUGAUGUCCCUGGACGUUGGGCUCGGGUAGGGCAGCGCGCCGCUCCCCAGGAGAAGACUUCAGAGCCACUUGUGCAGCGGUGUUUGGAACUGGACACGCAUUAUCCUCUAGACUUUUUUUUGUAUAUAUAUAAUUUUUUUU
Balearica regulorum gibbericeps (East African grey crowned-crane) is the source of this 444-nucleotide messenger RNA. Lineage: Eukaryota; Metazoa; Chordata; Aves; Gruiformes; Gruidae. The record is from RefSeq and is a predicted model, not a curated record.